AUGGCUUUCAUUCGAGUCGUGUGCUUCGUCCUGUUGGUGGGUUUGGCCGCAGCGUGUCAACCACGCUGCCCCAAGUGUCCACCGAUGUGGACUUUCUACAAUGGCAACUGCUACCGUUACUUCGGCACUGGCAAGACCUACGAUGAAGCUGAGAAGCACUGCCAGCAGUUCACUCAAGUCGGCCAGGGUCACCUGACGUCCAUAGCCAGCGCCGACGAGAAUAAUCUUCUCCUCGCGCUAUGGAAGUCGGCCCGUGGAACGACAUCAGGCGGCCUGUGGAUCGGCUUCAACGACUUGGCAGAGGAAGGGAACUACAUCUGGACAGAUGGAUCAGCGGCCAGCUACACCGAAUGGGCCGAUAACCAACCCGACAACCACAGUGGUAACGAGCACUGUGUUCACAUGCGGCAGGAUGGAAACAACGCAUGGAAUGACAUCGGAUGCGGCCAAUCGUUCUCCUACUUGUGCAAGAUGACCACUACUAAAUAAAUGGGCCACACAAUGGACGACCACGGAGAUGCGAUUUGCCACAUUAAACCCGGAGCCCUCAUGAUUGAUACCAAGUCGAUGUUAUCGGCUAUGAUCGCCAAACAGUAUUACCCAACGGACACUCACAAACAGUAUCACUUGCAAACUAAACGUAUAUCGAUCCCGCAACGGAUGACAACGGAGAUGCGAUAACCACGAACACAACGUCGAUGUCAUUGGCUACGCUCACCAAACAUUCUUAC
Molecule: messenger RNA, 731 nt
Organism: Patiria miniata (bat star)
Lineage: Eukaryota; Metazoa; Echinodermata; Asteroidea; Valvatida; Asterinidae
Product: alpha-N-acetylgalactosamine-specific lectin-like
Exons: 1
Coding region: 1-489 (162 amino acids)
Molecular function (GO): signaling receptor activity
Source: RefSeq, a predicted model, not a curated record